This is a messenger RNA of Racocetra persica, 993 nucleotides long. NCBI's taxonomy places the organism in Eukaryota, Fungi, Glomeromycota, Glomeromycetes, Diversisporales, Gigasporaceae. The record is from the annotation of a GenBank genome assembly.
AUGACACUUAACAACUCAUUUCUUCAGUUACUUCAGGAAAGUCAAAUUAUUACGGCGGCCGUUGCCGUUUUCACUAUUAUCGGAGCCCUCUUCAUUUUAUCAAAAACUCUAAGCUUUUUAAAGUUAAUAGUCGAUGUUUUUGUUUUACCUGGAAAGGACCUCAAGGAAUUUGGUGCCGGGCAAGGUGCUUGGGCUGUUGUUACCGGCGCGUCGGACGGUAUUGGAAGAGAAUAUGCUAUGCAGCUAGCCGCUGCUAAAUUUAAUAUUCUUAUGGUUUCUCGUACUGCAUCUAAAUUAAAAGCUUUGAGAGAUGAGAUCGAAUCAAAAUAUAAAGUUGAUACAAGAAUGUAUGCAAUGGAUUUUACCAAGGGUGAUAGAAUGGACUAUUCAAAUUUAAGGGAUAUAAUUGAAGAACUUGAUGUUGGAGUAUUAGUUAAUAAUGUUGCUACAAAUCAUGAAAUUCCAACACCAUUUUAUCUUGAGGAUGACGAAAUUAUUCACAAUAUUGUUGAAGUUAAUAUUGCAGGACUUUUAAAAGUUACCAAGAUUGCAUUAUCAAAAAUGCUUCCAAAAAAUCGAGGACUUAUUAUUAAUGUCGGAUCAUUUUCUGGAACGAUUCCAACACCAUACUUAUCGGUAUAUUCCGGUUCAAAGGCUUUUAUGAAUGCGUGGUCACAGGCGAUAGGAGCAGAACUUAAUUCAAAAGGGAUCCUGGUUGAAAAUGUUAAUACUUAUUUUGUGGUAUCGGCCAUGUCAAAAAUUCGGAAACCAUCUUUACUAAUCCCAUUACCAGGACCAUAUGUCAAAUCAGUAUUAUCUAAGAUUGGAAUUCCUGGAGGAGCAUCCUAUUAUCCUUUCAAUUCUAAUACAUAUCCUUCUCAUGCAUUGGUUAACUGGUUAAUUACUAAUACACUUAGUUGGAGUUUCUGGGUAAAUUAUACUCUUGAGGGAAUAAUCAAUGAAACAUUCGAACAAGGCCGAGUUCGUCCUUGA